CAAGUAAACUGGCUGACCAAGCGGAUGACAGACAGGGGCACAUCCUCACUGCCAGUAGAGCAUCAACUGUACGGAUCAGCUGCUGGAACCGAGUGCCAGUCCACGCGUGAUUUCUAUCCCGCCAAUAUUCCUCUCCAGGCCUACAACACUGAUGGAAUGAAUCUCCCCCCGGGCAGUUACAGUCUACAGUCCUGUGGCGCCUCGGGAGCAGAACAACCAGAAGAGAACACACAUGGGCCCCCGCAGCCAUCGCCGGUCCUCUAUAAAGCAGCGGCGGCAGCGCCGAAGCACAUGGCAACAUUGGGCGUCGAGGCGGAACUCUACGAAGGUUUGCGAGUUAACUCCGCGACGGAAUUUGAGGUUAUUCUCUUUCUCAACCAGAUGGGUGUCUUUAAUUUCGUCGACGAUGGCAGUGUACCCGGUGGAGCCGUCCUCAAACUCUCCGAUGGACGCAAGCGCUCAAUGUCCCUCUGGGUGGAAUUUAUCACCGCUUCCGGCUACCUCUCUGCACGCAAGAUUCGCGUGCGUUUUCACAGUCUGGUGGCGCAGGCGAUCGAUAAGUGCACCUAUCGCGGCAUUCUGCAGUUGGUGGGUCAGCACAGCGAAGUGCGUAUCCGUAUUCGCGAUCGAUACACCUUGCAGAUAACGCCGGCCUUUCGCUGUCAGGGUCUGUGGCCGCGCUCAGCCAGUCAUUGGCCCACCAACAAUCGAUCGACCAAUCCAAAUGUGUGGAUGGUUUGGCCGCCACCCAGGUUGAUUUCUGAGGUGAAACACGAGGGCUUCACCCUGCUCAGCCAGGAGUCCACCUACAUACGCGACAAGCAGACUUCUGCUGAGGGCGACGCCUGGCUGUUGGACUUCUAUGAAGCUGAGGAGAGUCUGCUUAACCAGGGUUCUCGUCAACUCUGUUUGAACAUCCUAACCACCCUAGUUGAACGUCAUCUAGCUUCCACCAGCGAGGAGGGCUCUCAACAACACCCGGUUGACGAGUGCUACGGAGCUAAAAUGGCCGGCGAGGGUCCGCCGCUAAUUCAUGACUACUACAUAAAAACCCUGGUGUUGCAUGAAUGUGAGAAACAUCCACAGGAGGAGGACUGGACGGAGUAUACCAUUCCUGAUCGGAUCAGUGGAAUCCUGCUGCAACUCAUUUCCUGCCUACAGCAUCGUCACUGUCCACACUACUUUUUGCCCCAGCUAAAUCUCUUUCGACGUCAGACGCCCUCAGCCAUGGAGCUGGCAGCCAGAAGGACCUGGGGUCUCCUGCGAACGCUGAUCACCUGCCCGACGGCUUUUGAAAGACUCUGA
Dibothriocephalus latus is the source of this 1305-nucleotide messenger RNA. NCBI's taxonomy places the organism in Eukaryota, Metazoa, Platyhelminthes, Cestoda, Diphyllobothriidea, Diphyllobothriidae. The record is from the annotation of a GenBank genome assembly.